Messenger RNA from Pyricularia grisea, 2321 nucleotides. RefSeq lists its product as uncharacterized. Gene Ontology annotation, biological process: endoplasmic reticulum to Golgi vesicle-mediated transport; retrograde vesicle-mediated transport, Golgi to endoplasmic reticulum. The transcript has 3 exons. Lineage: Eukaryota; Fungi; Ascomycota; Sordariomycetes; Magnaporthales; Pyriculariaceae. The record is from RefSeq and is a predicted model, not a curated record. Bases 460 to 1593 code for a protein of 377 amino acids. Gene Ontology annotation, cellular component: COPII-coated ER to Golgi transport vesicle; Golgi membrane; endoplasmic reticulum membrane.
UGAAGCUUUUUUUUUUUUGGGCAUUUCUUUGCCAGACCUCACGAAUGCAAUUCCAAUAGAUAACUGGCCUUCUACACUCCUUUGAAUUUUCUUUGAUGACUGUGACUUGAACGUCAAUUGUUGUCUGCGACAGACUUGAAUUCUUUGCGACGAAGGGGUAGCCGGCAUUUCUACUCCAGGUCUUGUCUUACCACUCCCAAAGAAUCACGAUCGACGACCAAAGGAUCUCGGUCCGCUUGGCACCACGAAAACUUGACGGAUAUCAGAACUCGGACGACCCGACACAAUAUUCGAAUUUGACAACGCACAACAUAUCACUGGCUUAUGCAGUGAACAAUUGCCAGGUGACCCGCGAAACCACAAAGCGACUCGACAUUCAAAGUCCCGAGGCGAGGGUUGUUGUUGCUCCUUGAAGAAACGGAGUAGACUCGGGGCUCCCUGCUCAAACCCACCGGCACCAUGAUGAACGGAUACGAAAAGAACCACCAUGACGAGGACCCUUUUGCCCCGUCGGGUAGCGUAGUCAGCGCAUUCGAUGCCUUUCCCAAAUCAAAACCGCAAUACGUAACCCGGACUUCGGGAGGCGGCAAAUGGACGGUGGCCAUGCUGCUGGUGUCGGCGAUUCUGACGUGGUCCGAGCUGACGCGCUGGUGGCGCGGCGUGGAGACGCACACGUUUGCGGUCGAAAAGGGCGUGGGACACUCGAUGCAGAUCAACAUGGACAUGGUGGUGCACAUGCGCUGCGAGGACGUACACGUCAACGUCCAGGACGCGGCCGGAGAUCGCAUCAUGGCCGCCGCCCGGCUCAAGCUGGACGACACUACCUGGGCGCAGUGGGUCGACGCCUCGGGCGUGCACCGCCUCGGCCACGACCAGCACGGCAAGGUCGUCACGGGCGAAGGCCACGAGGAAGGGUUCGGAGAGGAGCACAUCCACGACAUCGUUGCCCUCGGAAAGAAGCGCGCCCGCUGGAGCAAGACGCCCAGGCUGUGGGGAGCCACCGCGGACAGUUGCCGCAUCUUUGGAAGCUUGGAUCUGAACAAGGUCCAGGGUGACUUUCACAUCACGGCGAGGGGCCACGGUUAUAUCGAGUUUGGUGAUCACUUGGACCACAGUUCCUUCAACUUCUCGCACAUUAUCAACGAAUUCUCCUUUGGCGACUUUUACCCCUCACUCGUCAACCCGCUCGACAAGACUGUCAACACGUGCGAGAAGAACUUCCACAAGUUCCAGUACUUUUUGUCCGUGGUACCGACGCUGUACAGCGUCAGGUCGUCGACGGGCGCCGCCUUUGGCUACUCGACCAUCUUCACCAACCAGUACGCCGUGACGGAGCAGAGCUCCGAGAUCAACGAGAUGAACAUCCCGGGAAUCUUUUUCAAGUACGACAUUGAGCCCAUCCUGCUCGACAUUGAGGAGUCGCGCGACACCAUCCUCGUCUUCCUCAUCAAGGUCAUCAACAUUCUCAGCGGUGCCAUGGUCGCUGGCCACUGGGGCUUCACCAUGACCGAGUGGGUCAAAGAGGUUCUGGGUAAGAGGAGACGGGCGAGCUCCAAUGGAGUCUUGGGAAACAAGGCUGGUUAUGAUGAAUGAUAUGUGCGUGUCUGUGUGUGUAUAUCUGGGAGAGUAGUCAGUCAGCCAGCCUUAAAAAUUGUUUUUGUCCCGUGGGUUUUCUUUUUUUGCAUUUGCAUAUUGGGCAUAGAUGUAUAUAAAUUUUGGUUUCGAUUUUAUGUUUUUGUCGUUUCAUCUUCUUUUGCCUCUUUUCGCACCUCCUUGACCCACACUCCUUUUCAAGUCUCCGUCUUUUUGAUUGUUAUGUAUAGAUACAAUAACACCCAUCUGAGCCUUGCGACCAACAUCGAGCAAUUUCAUAUAAGAGAAAAAGCAUAUCCAUUUUCCAACCGAGUCCGAGAACUCCUCCCCCAAAACUUUAAGCAAAAGCCUCUCUGAUCAAUCCAGGUCAACAAACUGAAUAUGCGGAUCGCUACGCACCCGUCUCCCUAUCUGAGUUAGCCGGGCCGCGAUGUUCUGUCGCACCUGUUCCUGCUCUGCCUGAUUCACCUCAGCAUUGGCAUUUAUCUGAGACUCGGUCGGAUGCACGCUCAAACUUCCUCUCAUCGGAUCCAUCCUGUACGCCGGCGGCGCCGAGGAGCUGCCCCUGAUAGGUUCGUGGAAUACAUAAUGUUGCCAUGGCUGCCUCUGAGGCUGGUGGUGCUGGUGCUGAUGUUGAUGGAGGUCAAUGCCACCCGCGCCGUAAAAGUGUUGCUGCCGAGGCGAAGGCUGCUCAAGUACAGUCGUGACGCUGCUGCCGCUGCUCCGCC